Molecule: messenger RNA, 2045 nt
Organism: Sipha flava (yellow sugarcane aphid)
Lineage: Eukaryota; Metazoa; Arthropoda; Insecta; Hemiptera; Aphididae
Product: tyrosine-protein kinase Dnt-like
Exons: 1
Coding region: 215-1876 (553 amino acids)
Biological process (GO): cell surface receptor protein tyrosine kinase signaling pathway; positive regulation of kinase activity; multicellular organism development
Cellular component (GO): signaling receptor complex
Molecular function (GO): protein tyrosine kinase activity; ATP binding
Source: RefSeq, a predicted model, not a curated record
ACACAGAAGAAGGAAAUCCUCGGGGAUCCGUAUUAUCUAAGCGGACGCUAACGGCAACCGAAACGAUACAAUAUCCAAUACCGGUCGCACAACGGUUACGUUCGUCCGUCGGUCUGUGCGCGCCGGCCAUCCGUCUGCUGCACACUCGGUCCCGUCUCACCAUGCUCCGCCGUCCGUCCGGGGUGAACCGCCCGGCACCGUGAGCCCUUCGAACAUGGGAAGCGGUCACCCGUCGUCCGCUCGGCUGCUGCUGCCGCUGCUAGUGCUGGCCACCGUUCUGCGCGCGCACCACUACGAUCUGUACCUGGACUCGGGCGACGUCGAGACGCUGAUGGGCCUGGCCGCGCGGCUGUACUACGUGCGCGCGGGCCGGUUGAACGCGAACGCCGCUCGGUACGCGGUCCAGGUGCCGUCGCUGGUCGACACGGUCAACCUGACGUGGAGCUCCGCGGACGCGCUGCUGUACCGCAUGUCAGUGGACGCGGACCGGCGCACGGUGGCCGCCAAGCUGAACGGGCCUCGCGACGGCCAGGUUCCGGCCGCGGCCGCUGCGUUCUCCGUGUCGUUGCCGUGCGCCGCGGACAAGCCGUCUGGGCACGCGGUCGUCCGGCUGUCCAUCGAGACGUCGCCCGACUGGCUGCUGAACGGCGUCACCGGCGACGUGCGCCUGGUGUUCAACAAGUUCUGCGCGGAGCGGCGCGACGCCAACGGCUCGGCCGUCGUACCCGGCACCGAUGCCGCCGAAGCUGACGCCUCUGCCGCCGCCGUACCACCGUACUACGAACAGGCCUUCUUCUAUCACGCGGUGGCCGCUGCGUCGUCGUUGGCCGCGCUCGCCGUCAUCUGUUGCCUGACCGCCACCUACCGCCGCGGUAAGGCCCGGGAUCUGAUGGUGAUCAAGGGUUUCCAGAACGACGGCGUCAACGUGUUCCUGAAGUCCGCGCUCAACUCCGGCCACAAGUUCAACCAGAAAUCGGUACAGGGCUCCAAGCCCCGCGCCAAAGACCUGCACGAGUGCGUAGCCGAGCUCAGCGUCCCGAGGCACCGCGUACGGUUGCAAAACGUCGAACUGGAAGGCACUUUCGGACGCGUUUAUCGAGCCCUGUACGCCGACGCCAACGGCCAAGACGAACACGUGUUCGUCAAGACCGUCACGGAUCAAGCGAGCGCCGUACAAAUAUCCGUACUACUCCACGAGGGCUUGAGCAUGUACGGACUCUGUCACAAGAACAUAUUGACCAUACAAGCCGUGUCCGUCGAACAGCACGUUGAACCUUUUCUGGUGUACCCACACAACGACAAUACAAAUCUGAAAAAAUUCUUGCAAAACUGCAAGACAUCGGAGAGCAUGUCAUACACGUUGACCACCCGAGAAAUAAUUGACAUGACCAUACAGAUCAUAAAUGGCAUGCAGUAUUUGCACAGGAACAGACAUUUACACAGAGAUGUUGCUGCACGUAACUGUCUCGUCAACCCAGCACUGAAAAUCCAGAUAGCUGACAACGCCCUGUCCAGAGAUUUAUUCCCUAGCGACUAUCACUGUUUGGGUGACAACAAGAAUAGGCCUAUCAAAUGGAUGGCAGUCGAGAGCUUGGAGCACAAGAAAUUUAGUACGGCUUCAGACAUUUGGUCGUUUGGUGUUCUACUAUGGGAACUCUUGACCCUGUGCCAACAGCCCUACGCCGACAUUGAUCCAUUUGAGAUGUCUGCUUAUCUUCAAGAUGGUUUUAGAUUAACUCAACCAGUCAACUGCCCGGAUGAACUUUUUACCGUGAUGGCAUGUUGCUGGGCGUUAGCACCAAAUGAAAGGCCUACAUUUUCUCAGGUAUCAGUAUUUAUGAAUGAAUUCAACAAUCAACUCGUUAAAUUUGUAUAAAAGUUACUCAUGUUUUAUAUAUUUCAGUUGUGAUACAUUUUUUUAUUGUAUUUAUUUAUAUUAUUAUUAAUAAUUUUUACUUUAUACAACAGUCAAAUUUUGUCAAAUUGUAUACAACAUUAUUUAUAAUACUUUACAUUUUAUUAUUAAAUAAAUUGUUUAAUUGUGA